AUGAGCAUACCUUUGGGAGUCUACUUUAUUUUGAACGUCGCUCACUGCAACAUCGCAAGCCUCUGGAGCAAUGACGACAAGGAUCCUCUUAAAUGCAGACUACCUGGUGCGAUUACGGGCACGGAACAGUGGGAGAUCAGUCCAUUACACUUCAAUCUGCCUAAUCGCAAACGCUAUACGAUCAAGAAUGUCCACCACGGCCAUUUCGCUUCAUUCGAGAACGGUCCAAUGCUCGGAGAUGCCGUGUUUGGCACUCGUACCGAGAAUUGGUGGGUAAUCACACAUAUCGACAUGGAGGGGGAAUCCUCCGUGAAGGAUGCGUACAGCAUCAAAUGCUUCAAUCGCCAGUCUGGGUUCUCAUGGACUUUGAUGGAGGAAGCAGACAACACACCGAUCGAACUGCAUCCAUUCAAUGACAGGGAUCGACGAUCGCUAUGGAGGAUCAUUCCUCACCCUCAGCUCGAGGCUGUGUCCGAGAUGCCAAGAUCAAUUCCAUUUCACGAUCAAUCAAUUUUGCAAUUAUCGAGUAUAUGGGAUAUUGAGCAGGAAACCGGUGCAGGCGCCGCUGGUGUAAUAUUCGAAUGGAUGCCCCUGCCGCAACAUAUCACGAUCGAGUUCGUCGAGCCAGUUACGCUCAAAAUGGGUGAACAGGCGAUUGCUGGUAUACAGAUGAGCCUCUACAAAACAAAUUUUGUAUGUCUAUCUGGUCUCAUGCAAUUGCGCGUGGGUCGUGUCACUUUACCUGAACUCCAAAAUCUAUUCAAAGGGUCAAGCGGGGAGACAUUCUCGCUUGAGAUCACCGGCUUCAAAUACUACACCGACGAAAGUGCCCCCGAUUCACCUGAGCGGAAGCACACCUAUCAUCUGCUAUGGCGAAAAGAUAUCGUCUUCUGUGACUACCUUAGGAACAAUUAA
Laetiporus sulphureus 93-53 is the source of this 915-nucleotide messenger RNA. RefSeq lists its product as uncharacterized. The coding region runs from base 1 to 915 and encodes 304 amino acids. NCBI's taxonomy places the organism in Eukaryota, Fungi, Basidiomycota, Agaricomycetes, Polyporales, Laetiporaceae. The record is from RefSeq and is a predicted model, not a curated record. The transcript is spliced from 7 exons.